AUGUGGCAAAACGACCCGGAGCCUGUCGCAUCAACCUCAACUGUUUCCGCUAGAGAACAUGUCAAUUCGAAACAUACUAGUUCGCAAAAUCUCAAUAGAUCAUCAUCGUCGACAUCAUUGUUCAAAAGAGCGAUCAGUUUACAAUUUCUCUCGAGAAAUACGGAUAAUCUAGUUGACAAGGAAAAGAAAGCAUUCAUCAAAAUGCGGUACAAAGAGACUUCAAAAUACGUUAUAUGGCCAUUUUGCAAGUUGCCAGACAAAUUGCCACAUUACACGCCCAUCACGAUGGCGAAACCCGAAGAGGCUGACCCACGCACUGUACUUCAUGAGCCAGAUAUCGAAGACCAUCGUUCUCCAUAUCUUCCAUGUACAAUCAACCACGUGCUCAGAUCAGAUUCCGAAGAUUCGAGUAGCGCCGAGCAAGUCUUGGAAAUGACGCGAAACAUCUUCAGCUGCUCGUCCACCGAAUCAACUUCGAAUUAG
This is a messenger RNA of Caenorhabditis bovis, 483 nucleotides long. The record is from the annotation of a GenBank genome assembly. NCBI's taxonomy places the organism in Eukaryota, Metazoa, Nematoda, Chromadorea, Rhabditida, Rhabditidae.